Penicillium antarcticum is the source of this 1323-nucleotide messenger RNA. RefSeq names its product putative iron-regulated transporter. The record is from RefSeq and is a predicted model, not a curated record. Gene Ontology annotation, biological process: iron ion transmembrane transport. The transcript is spliced from 5 exons. Gene Ontology annotation, molecular function: iron ion transmembrane transporter activity. The coding region runs from base 1 to 1323 and encodes 440 amino acids. NCBI's taxonomy places the organism in Eukaryota, Fungi, Ascomycota, Eurotiomycetes, Eurotiales, Aspergillaceae. Gene Ontology annotation, cellular component: membrane.
AUGUUCGAGUUUGGCGCCGUACUAUUUCUUGCUUCGAUAUUCCCGGGUACGUUGCUCUAUGCGUCGAUAUAUGCUUUGGUUCGGGCUUGGUCGGCUGUUGCGCUUUCAUCUUGGCUUGGUGCGUGGGUUGAUCGGUCUGAUCGGCUUGUUGCUUUGAGAUACUCUAUUGUUUGGCAACGAAUUCCGGUUGCUGUGUCAUGUCUGUGCUUUGUGCUUCUUUUGAAUACGAAGACUUGGACGAUGAGUCUUCUUCUGUUUGCCGUCCAGGGGCUGUUGGCCUGCGUAGAGAAAUUAGCGGCUACGGCUAAUGCGGUGGCCGUGGAGCGGGACUGGGCAAUCGUGAUAUCGGAUAGCAUCAAUGUGCCUCGACAAGAUUUGAACGCCUCAAUGCGACGAAUUGACCUCUUCUGCAAACUCCUAGCUCCAGUCUUCAUCUCCUUGGUCGACAAUUUCUCAUCAAAAUAUGCCAUCUGGACAGUAUUCGGUCUGAACACCGCAUCCGUGGCCAUCGAAUACAUGGCAAUCGCCCAAGUCUACCAAGCAGUGCCAGCCCUGAACAAGCACAUCCUAGCCUCUCCCACCCAAGAGUCUGAUGAAGCAAAUGAUGAGCACGCCGACUAUAAUACCACCAACCCAUCUACUGUUCUACCCCAAUCCCCUUGGAAAAAAUACACAACAAGCCCAGUCUUCCUUCCCUCCUUCGCCUUAAGCCUCCUCUACCUAACAGUCCUCUCUUUCGGCGCUACAAUGGUGACAUAUCUCCUACAUACGGGCUUCAGCUCAUUGCAGGUUAGUUAUAUGCGCAUUGGCUCAGUGGCGGCUGAAUUGUCUGGUACAUGGAUGGCCCCAAUGAUCAUGAACAAAAUCGGUCCUAUACGGUCUGGACUCUGGUUCUUGAAUUGGCAGUUCGUUUGUGUCGCUGCUGCCGCUGCUGCUUUUGUGGGGUGGAAUUCUGAUUCUAUGGUCGUUGCUGGGACGCUCAUUGUUGGUGUUGCUAUGAGUCGGGUUGGGCUCUGGGGGUUUGAUUUGUCGGUUCAAUUCCUUGUUCAGGAGAAUAUUGAAGAACAAGCUCGCGCUCGGUUCUCUGCUACGGAGAUGGCGUUGCAGAAUGUUUUCGAGAUGCUUUCUUUCGCUUCGACCAUUGCAUUCCCGCUCCCUCGGCAAUUCCGAUAUCCAGUGCUAAUCAGCUCCGGUGCUGUAGCUAUAGCGGCUAUCUGCUUUGCGGCCUAUGUCCGCAAAGAACGAGGUCAUCUGUUGCACCGAUCGAAGUGUAUGGGAGGGGACAAGGUCAUAUAUCGAGCACUUGGAUCAGGGACGGUCUAA